This is a messenger RNA of Colletotrichum acutatum, 1935 nucleotides long. RefSeq lists its product as uncharacterized. The record is from RefSeq and is a predicted model, not a curated record. NCBI's taxonomy places the organism in Eukaryota, Fungi, Ascomycota, Sordariomycetes, Glomerellales, Glomerellaceae. Gene Ontology annotation, molecular function: protein binding. The coding region runs from base 1 to 1935 and encodes 644 amino acids. The transcript is spliced from 5 exons.
AUGAGUCCCCGUGUAUGCUCGUGCACUCUCUGCGGUUGGGUCGUCGUCGAUGCACCAGGCAGUGUUUCUUGGUUGAAUCAGUUCCGCGGAGUCAUUGCAAGUACAAAUGGCGUUAUUCUCACUGGUGUUGGCCUAUACGAUGACCCGGGAAGGGGCGCAUUCAUCGCCCCAGUCGACCCUAACCGUCGAUGGGAUGACCCAACCUACGACGGUACAGAUGAAGACCAAUUUGGCGCUAUGGGCUUCCCUCCAGUUAACGGAAGAUAUGGCUUUAUUUUCCAUGACGCCUGCUGGGACCUUUUAGAGAAAGUCUUCAAUCCGGGUCCAGUUCCCUUUCCGAGACUGUUCGACGUCUGCGAAUCACUCCCAUUUCCGCUACUCAUCGUCGAUAAUGAACACCACUUUCCGUUCGAGGACAGAUUUUCCGACCGUGACUACAUGGACCCCGACCCUGUUCUCUGCGCCAACCCGUACGAAGCUGAAGAGGCCCACCACCUGCUCACCGAGGCGCCCGAGGAGCGGCCAAGUCCAAAGGGGCCUGUUGCCAAUGCAACAGCGCCAGAGCGAGACAGCUUCCAUGCGCUCCCACAAGAGCUACGGUCAGCGAUCGCCAUUUACCUGCCGACCUUGGAUGUAUUGAACCUACGAUUGGCCUCACGCUCGUUCUGGACGAUUUUUAAUAGUCAACAGUUCUGGGCCUCGAGAUUCAAGCAAAAGUCAGACCGCUCAUGGCUUUUUGAAUCCCAGGAUGGGGCUCAGCCUCGGGACUGGAGAUGGCUGUACCAUCGAACCAACAAUGCGCACAUAGGUCCUAGCCUUCAGAACAGAGUUCGUGUUUGGAACCUGGCCCAGAAAGUUGUGGCAGCUCUGGACUUCCAAUGGAUCGACAGUGGUUCAGAACCUUCCCAGCAGCAAGGCUCGACCCAGUGUUUAAAGGUGUCUGGCGACUUGUGGGAGAGACCGAGUGGGCCACACCACUCCCACUUGGAUAAAGGUUGCCUUCUACGCGAAACGUACCGCUUGACCAUCCCUGAAGACCUAUCGAUGGUUUCCAUCUGGUCUAUUCCCAUAGGCGAGAUUCUAUACAUCGCUGGACUGAAGUUUGCCACGGCCACGGGCGAUGUUCGUCAAAUAGGCUACCGAACUACAACCGAGCAGUCCGUGGAGAUUUCAGACAUACGCGGAUUCAAGCUAGCUGUGGGAGAAAGGGGGAUUCAAGCUUUGCAAUGCAUCGACCAAAAUUCCGAUACCUCCCACUGGCUUGGCAAUCCGGAGAUGUCGCUCAAGACACUGCGCUUGAAUGCAGAUGAGCGCAUCAACGACCUUGAUAUUGGAUUUGACGGUUGCAAAAUUGUGAGCUUGGCUCUCUCUCCACAGUCUUCAUCUAUCGUAAGACUAGCACAGGAUGAGAACAGAUUGAGAAAUAUGGGGAUGUGGUACCCUGAGAUCCCGGGACCAGACCUCUGCUUAAACGAAGUUUCUUUCGCCCCCAGGGAACAUUACUUGGACGGAUUCAAACCACUAUUUUGGACCUCCUUCGGCGGCCCAGGUGGUGCCCACCUCCGAAGACUCAAUAAUUUCAGAGUUGUCCUAAGCCCCGCCGGCAUACGUCGCAUCGACUUCACAUACGACACUCUAGAACUCAAUAGAGCAUUCGGUUGCCAAAUGCCUGGAGAUUUGACCAAGGAAAUCGACUUUGCAAUUGACGGGGCAGGAGGCGAACUUAUCAGUGCGGUCGAUAUUUUCCAGGAAAAUGUGUCCACGAACCGAGGAAGGACCUGCUUUUUCUCCUUUCAUGCCGACCUGCCAAGCAAUACUUCUUUUCGAGUCGCCACAGCUCCUGGAGAGGCCAUGACUGGGUUUUACGGAAGCCAGGUAAGCGCGUCUACAUCCUUGCUUUGCUUAUCUUCUCGCGGCGUACCUUUCAUUGACUGA